Neolamprologus brichardi is the source of this 2792-nucleotide messenger RNA. It is a transcript of the gene lrp11, whose product is annotated as low density lipoprotein receptor-related protein 11. NCBI's taxonomy places the organism in Eukaryota, Metazoa, Chordata, Actinopteri, Cichliformes, Cichlidae. Gene Ontology annotation, molecular function: protein binding; serine-type endopeptidase inhibitor activity. The record is from RefSeq and is a predicted model, not a curated record.
CAGCCAUCGCCGACUCCCCCUCACCAUGACAACAGCAGAUUUCCAGCACAGUCGAAGGACGAACUGUAAGCUCUACGGUUACAGCUGGUUGUUCAGCCUAGCAGUGGCGUUAAACGAUAAUAACGGGGAUAUAUUUAAUGUAGGAAGGCCGUCUGUGCCGGGAAGGAGUUUCAUGAGCGGGAGGCCAGCCGGAGGCAGAGGGAGACGCCGUCUGACUGUGUGAUCAACAACAUGGCUCUGCUUCAGCAUCCCCGGCUGCUGCUCGCCUGUGUUGGGCUGCUGCUGCUGCUCGCCUUUGGCAGCAUCGACGCUCGAUCUUCGCCUAUAUCGGACUUGAAAUCCAAAAUAUCCGGGGUGGAGGAGCUCUUGGAGGAAUUCCGCAAACAGCUGCAGCAGGACCAGACCUACAGGACAGGUGAAGUGAUGGACUCCUGCGUGGGCGACUUCAGUGCCGCGGGGGAUCGCAUCAUCCGGGCCAAGGACUCCAUCGAGCAAGGAGCCGCCUUCCUGCUGGCCCCGGACAGGGUGUACACCAGGAAGGACUGUGUGCACGCCUGCUGCUCCCAGCCUCACUGCACCGUUGCGGUUCUUCACGAGGACCAGAGGCAGCCCGGGGACAGUCUCCGCUGCUACCUGUUUAACUGCACCUACAGGAGUAAGAAUGUGUGCGCCUUCUCGGCUCAGAAAGGCUUCACAACAUACAGCCGGACUCCCAACACAACGCAGGGACACCUCCCUGUUUCAUCUAGCGACUCAGCCCGGAGACCCGGAGAAGAAGCUCCUGAUGAGGAUGAUGCAGACGUGGAUGAGCCUCCUCGCAGUGACGCUGGACAGGAUGUGGUUAUCCAGCUGCCCACAGAUUGGGCUGUGCUGGAUGGCCGUGACAGCGUGGACGACCACGGGAUCCGCCGCUAUGAGUGGAGUCUGAUUAAAGGAGACACAGCCAUCAAUAUGAAGUCAACACAUCCAGGGUUGCUGAAGAUCAGUGGCCUCCAGGAAGGAGUCUACACGUUUCAGAUGACUGUCACUGACACGGCGGGACAGAAGAGCUCCGAUAACAUCUCUGUCACCGUACUGGCUCCAAAACACCAAGCAGAAGUAUGUACCGGUCACUGCUCGAACUACCAAUUUAAGUGUGAUGACGGUUGCUGUAUUGACAUCACCUAUGCCUGCGAUGGGAAGCAGCACUGUCCAGACCGCUCAGACGAAGACUUCUGCCCAAACUUCGAUGGCAGCCGAAAGUCAGUGACCCACGCUGUGGACCUGCCCAGCCCUCAGCGGCCUGUCGCUCAGACAAAGAAAGCUGAAGACGUCUUCAUGCUCCCGACUGGAGCCAGGAAGACCAUCACACCGCAAGACACAAGCAAGGCAGCUCCUUCUCAAAGUGCCAGUGAACAGGAAGCUUCAGUCAGUCAAGACCCAUGUGCUGCUGCUCCAGUUGUGGGACCCUGUAAAGGCACCUUCCCACGGUGGUAUUACGACCAAAAUGUGGGAGAGUGCAAACACUUCCUGUACGGAGGCUGCCAGGGAAACCACAACAACUUCCUCCAGGAGUCGGACUGUGUCAGUGAAUGCAUACAAAAAAGUCCAGCUUUCAGACCUGCUAGUGUGGCUCCUCCAGUCACCAAGCAGACUGAGAUAGCUUCCCCUAAAGCCACCCAGAGCCAAGCAGUGAGUGACGCCCCCAUCUCCAAACCAUUUCCAGUCAUGGGAGGACACCCAGUCCCAGAGUCAGGUGCCAUCCUUCCUCUGGCACUUGGCCUAAUCAUCACCGCCCUGCUGCUGCUCAUGAUCAGCUGUCGUCUCAGGCUCGUCCGCCACAAACUGAAGAAAGCGCGUCCCCUCACUACAGAGGAGUCAGAUUACCUCAUUAAUGGCAUGUACCUGUAGCCAAUCAGAGACCCGAGAAAAGAACCAUCAGAGCCCGAUCCAGGACGUUCUGAAUUUGCACUCUGCAUUUCUUCGAUGUCUCUUAAUUUAUCCUCGUUUCCUGUUAGAAAGAUCCAAAGCUCUGCUGCCGUGAACGUUGCCGAACACCUCCACACCAAUCCCCUCUGACUGGCACUGUAUAUCAGCUGCUGAUAGAUUCAGCGAACAUACUGAGAUGCUUGUGAAUUCAUACCUAUGUCCUAACAAAAUCACUGAUGGAAUAUCAGCGUUUCUCCUUUACUUCUGAUACAUAUACUAAAAUAGACACUAUUACAACUGAUUUAUUAAACACUGGUUACAUUGAGACAAACAUUUUCAUUUUACUGCACAAAACAUGCGCUAUUUCUGCCUCUGUGCGACUUUAAUGUGCCAUAUUUUUGCUGUGUGUUUUAAUCCCAUUAAAUUGCCGUACGGCAGACACAAAAAGCAUCGAGUGCCUGUUACAGUCCUAUAGGACCUGAUUUUUUUCAUGUACAUAAACACAUAUACACACUUUUACAAUGGUGGAUGUUCAUGUCAAACAUAAUCAGAGUCUAAUCAUGUGGUCAGCAUAUGUGAGCGAGAAGGCUUCAGACUCUGUUAAAUGCUCUGUUUCAGGUCCUUUUUUCUUCCUGCUGGUUCUUUAGGAUGUCAGUGAGAGCAGAUAUUCCAAAUUUGGUCACGUCAGCCACACGGACAUUCAUGGGUCUGAGGACAGAAACCCAACCCACCUGCCUGUCAAACCUUCUGUUUAUGACCUGUAGCUAUUCAGAAAAACAUAGAGUGUACUUAAUUUGUCCCAAAAGGUCAGGCAGCCAAAAUAUUCAACACAGCCUGUAAUAAAAUAUUUGCAUAAACAGUAAAAUAAAGCAGUGUUUCUCAGA